AGGAGCGCUCUCGCGAUAUCUAAAGCCAGCUUUUACGGGGGCAGGUGGUAACAUUCUCGCGAGACUUGGAGCUACGGUGGCGGCGGCCAGAAGGAGCGGAGAGGACCGGAAGUCCUUCGUCUGGAGCGUCCGAUGCUGGGAGUGACCCUUUGUCGGAUACCUUUUUCCGGGGGAUAGGAAGACGGCCCACCUGGCCGGAAGUCCCACCUCCUGGCGCUCCCCGAAGUUUUCCCCCUGCUGUCACCUGUGUCUCCUACCGUCCAUUGCCCCGGUUUUGUCCUCCCCCCAUCCAGGAAAGGGUCCAUUGAGUGUGUCUGGCCCAGCUCUUGCUCCCCGAGUCGGGGUCCCUUCCCCGGCGCCCCCAUGUAGCUGGGCAGGGGGCCUGGGGGUGGUCAGACCCCUGGGAUCCUAGGGCGCAGCACCCCGCUCCUGCUGUCGGCCUCCCCGACCCCUGGCUGCCAUGCACCCCGCGGCCUUCCCGCUGCCUGUGGUGGUGGCCACAGUGCUGUGGGGAGCAGCCCCCGUCCGAGGGCUCAUUCGAGCGACCUCGGAGCACAAUGCCAGCAUGGACUUUGCAGACCUCCCAGCUCUGUUUGGGGCUACCCUGAGCCAGGAGGGACUCCAGGGGUUCCUUGUGGAGGCUCACCCAGACAACGCCUGCAGCCCCAUUGCCCCACCACCCCCAGCCCCGGCCAACGGGUCAGUCUUUAUUGCACUGCUUCGAAGAUUCGACUGCAACUUUGACCUCAAGGUCCUGAACGCACAGAAGGCUGGGUAUGGUGCCGCCGUAGUCCACAAUGUGAAUUCCAAUGAACUGCUGAACAUGGUGUGGAACAGCGAGGAGAUCCAGCAGCAGAUCUGGAUCCCGUCUGUGUUCAUCGGGGAGAGGAGCUCCGAGUACCUGCGCGCCCUCUUUGUCUACGAGAAGGGGGCCCAGGUGCUUCUGGUCCCAGACAAUAGCUUCCCUUUGGGCUAUUACCUCAUUCCCUUCACCGGGAUUGUGGGGCUGCUGGUUCUGGCCAUGGGAGCGGUGAUGAUAGUUCGCUGUAUCCAGCACCGGAAGCGGCUGCAGCGAAAUCGACUUACCAAAGAGCAACUGAAACAGAUUCCUACACAUGAUUAUCAGAAGGGGGACCAGUAUGACGUUUGUGCUAUCUGUCUGGAUGAAUAUGAGGAUGGGGACAAGCUGCGGGUCCUCCCCUGUGCUCAUGCCUAUCACAGCCGCUGCGUGGACCCCUGGCUCACCCAGACCCGGAAGACCUGCCCCAUCUGCAAGCAGCCUGUCCACAGGGGUCCUGGUGAUGAGGAGGAGGAAAGUCAGGGGCCAGAGGAGGGCGAGGAGGAAGGGGAGCCUCGUGAUCAUCCUGCCUCAGAGCGCACCCCACUCCUGGGCUCCAGCCCAACACUCCCCACUUCCUUUGGGUCCCUGGCUCCAGCCACCCCUAUCUUCCCUGGGCCCUCAACAGACCCUCCACCAUCUCCUUCCUCCUCUUCCUCCGCUAUCUUGGUGUAACGUUCCCCCCUCACACACCUCUGGUGACCUAUUUGCACAGGCCCUCUUCCUCCCUCUGCUCUCCUAAACCGAGGGAUGGGGACACUUGCAUUCCAUAUCACUCCUGCACACAGCCUCAACCUUUGCAGGGUGCGGUCAAAAGGACUGCAUCUUCACUGUUGCGUCAAUAAAAUUGUUUUUGUG
Molecule: messenger RNA, 1696 nt
Organism: Ochotona princeps (American pika)
Lineage: Eukaryota; Metazoa; Chordata; Mammalia; Lagomorpha; Ochotonidae
Gene: RNF167
Product: ring finger protein 167
Exons: 10
Coding region: 461-1513 (350 amino acids)
Biological process (GO): protein ubiquitination; ubiquitin-dependent protein catabolic process; positive regulation of DNA-templated transcription
Cellular component (GO): nucleoplasm; cytoplasm
Molecular function (GO): ubiquitin protein ligase activity; zinc ion binding
Source: RefSeq, a predicted model, not a curated record